AUGAUGGCAAACUACUUGGACGUUCUUGAGAGUUGCAGCCACCACUUUCAAACCGUCCAUCGGCAGCAUCAGCGCCGGGAGUUUCUAGAAGACCAACUGAGCAAGGACAGCAUUUUGGUGCAGUUAGACUUCAUGGAAAAUAUGUCAUGGCCGCUAGGCCCAGAAGAAGCUCAGGACUGGUUCUGGGCUACUUCAAGAGAGACAAUGACAACGCUUGGCUUCUAUGUGUGUCGCUGGAAAGGACGAGCCCUUUGCAAAGAGAACUAUCACUAUGUGUCACAAAUCCUGAACCAUGACUCCGCCUACGCGUGCCAAUGCUUGAACGACCUACUGCGCUCCUUGCCAACAGAUGGAGUCAAAGAAUUCCAUUGCUGGGCAGACUGCGGCCCGCAUUUUCGGAGCUAUGAGUUCCUGUGGAACUUGGUGGAGCA
Messenger RNA from Durusdinium trenchii, 431 nucleotides. Lineage: Eukaryota; Dinophyceae; Suessiales; Symbiodiniaceae. The record is from the annotation of a GenBank genome assembly.